CAACAAAUCUCUGCAAAGCUACGCCAAGCUGCGCCAUGAGUCGAACCUUGGUCUUCGGUGGCCGCGGCUUUGUGGGUGCAGCAGUCUGCAGAGAGCUUGCAAAGCGAGGACUUCCAGCUGCGAGCCUGGGCCGUUCACAGCCCAAAGAACCUAGUGGUGUGGAGGAGAUUGGUGGCAUUGAUGCAUUGAAGCCCGAGACCUUUGACUCUUUGUUGCCUGGAGCGCGGGCAGUGGUGAUUGCAAUUGGUGAACCUCCGUGGGUUCGAGACAAGGAGAGAGCCAUGAGGUUCAACGGCAUUACAAAUAUCAAUAUACUGCAAUCAGCAGCAAAGCACAAGGUUCCUCGCAUUGUAUUGGUGAAUGCGACGAUGCCAACCUGGUCCCUCAUUGCCCCAUACAGAGAGGGCAAGCUGGCUGCAGAGCGGGAGGCCCUCAGCUAUCCAGAAAAGUGUGGCACCAACUGCCAUGUGGUGGUGCUCAAGCCUGGUGCCAUUUCAGGCACGCGGCAGGAAGGGAGUCUUGAGGUCCCGCUUUGGAUCAUUUUGGAACCGAUGCGGCUGGUGAUGUCUUGGAUGUCAUGGCCCUGCGAAGUACUGGAGGGCUGCUUACCAAGCCUAUUUGGAGGUGCAGCUGCAAGUGCUGCUCCAGGGUGCUGCUGCAGGCUGUCCAUGGCCGUGUGCGCGUCCUCCGUCCCCCCGUGCGGGUGGAGGAGCUAGCGAUGGCUGCAGCUGAUGCUGUUGAGGCGACUUCCUUGGAAGGUGUCCGUGAACUUGGCACAAAGGAACUAGUAGGCUACAGCAGUUCUGACAAGACGCAGUAGAUGCGGGAGUUUAGUUUCCCAAAGUUUUCGAGGCUGAGAACCAAGAGUGAA
This is a messenger RNA of Durusdinium trenchii, 871 nucleotides long. The record is from the annotation of a GenBank genome assembly. Lineage: Eukaryota; Dinophyceae; Suessiales; Symbiodiniaceae.